Molecule: messenger RNA, 2323 nt
Organism: Gloeophyllum trabeum ATCC 11539
Lineage: Eukaryota; Fungi; Basidiomycota; Agaricomycetes; Gloeophyllales; Gloeophyllaceae
Product: replication factor-a protein
Exons: 9
Coding region: 41-1882 (613 amino acids)
Biological process (GO): DNA repair; DNA replication; DNA recombination
Cellular component (GO): nucleus
Molecular function (GO): DNA binding
Source: RefSeq, a predicted model, not a curated record
ACGCGUCCACUACACAACAAAGCUUCACAGCAAUUACACCAUGGAGGUCCAGCUUACCAAAGGGAUUGUCAAAAGACUUUCUGCCGCACACGAGACGGGUGAAGACCUCACUAACUCUCAACCGACUCUGCAAGUUAUUUCGUUCCGGAAAGUGGACUCGCCACCAAAUGCGACUAAUCAGACUACCGAUCGCUACCGGACCAUAGUAUCCGAUGGAGAGAACAUCAUGCAAGGCAUGUUUGCCACGCAGCUGAAUAAGAUGAUAGAAGACCAGUCGAUUAAGAAGAACACGGUUAUUGUUGUCGAGAACUUGACGUGUAGCUAUCUUCAAGGGAAAAGAUUGAUUAUCAUUAUGGGCGCACGAGUCCUAGCACAAGUCGAGUCGAAGAUCGGCAAUCCCGUGGCUCUGCAAGCUCCUGGUGCUGCCGGUGCUGCUACUGCUGCGGAGAGUGGAUCUACACCUGCUCCCCAGAUCCCCGCUGCAGCUCCUUCUACUUCUGCCACGACUCCGACUUCCCAAGCACAGAGCCGACAGCAAGGUCAGGCAAAGACGGGAGGAAAGCCGAAUUCGGUGUAUCCUAUUGAAGGUCUCAGCCCCUAUCAGAAUAACUGGACCAUCAAAGCGCGUGUCACUCAAAAGACGGAUAUCAAGACCUGGUCGAACCAGCGAGGGGAAGGCAAGCUUUUCAGCGUCACUCUCAUGGACGAGACGGCAGAAAUACGUGCCACCGGAUUCAAUGCUGUUGUCGACGAACUCUAUGACAAACUGCAAGAGGGUCAUGUCUACUAUAUCUCGAAAGCCCGUGUGAACUUAGCCAAGAAGAAAUUCUCCAAUAUCGCUAACGACUAUGAGCUCGCCCUUGAACGCAACACCGAGGUGGAAGAGUGUCUUGAUCCAACCAAUGUUCCUGCAGUCCGGUACAAUUUCGUCGAAUUGAACGGCCUGGAACAGCUUGAGAAGGAUUCUACUUGCGAUGUCAUCGGCGUCGUCAAGAGCGUCGGGGAUGUGGGUACUAUCACAUCAAAAGCGAGUAACAAAACGGUCGCGAAGCGUGAUCUGACCAUAGUGGACCGCUCCGGGAAAGCGGUCCGUGUCACCCUAUGGGGCGCCCAAGCGGAACAGUUCAGCGCAGAUGACUCGCCCGUCAUUGCUUUCAAGGGGGUGAAGGUCGGCGAUUUCGGGGGCCGCACGCUGUCCAUGUAUAGUUCCAGCACGAUGACAAUCAAUCCGGACAUACCCGAAGCUCAUGUUCUCCGAGGGUGGUACGAUGCAAAGGGAGUCGAGCAGAGUUUCCAGUCAUUGUCCAAUGGUAGUGGUGCUGGGAGCGGUACCAUGGGAGGCUUCAACCGCUCCGAGAUGCGCACCUUGUUCGAUGUCAAGGAGUCUGGCUUGGGCACGUCCGACAAGGCAGACUAUUUCUCGUGCCGAGCAACAAUCAUGCAUAUCAAGGGUGACAACAUAUCAUACCCCGCGUGUCCAACCGAGGGAUGCAAUAAGAAAGUAGUUGAUCUCAGUGACGGGUGGCGUUGUGAGAAAUGUGAUAGGUCGUUUGAAAAGCCAGAGCAUCGAUAUAUCAUGUCUAUGGCUGUGGCUGAUCAUACCUGCCAAGCGUGGUUGCAAGGGUUUAACGACGUAGGAGUGGCCGUCUUUGGCAUGUCUGCCAAUGAGUUGGUGGACAUUAAGGAGAGGGAUGAAUCCGCUUACAAUGUUAUCUUGCACAAAGCAACUUGCUCAACCUUCAACUUCGCUUGUCGUGCUAAGCAAGACACCUAUAAUGAACAAACUCGCAUUCGUUACGGUAUAUCGCGUAUACUGCCCUUGGAUUAUGCAGAGGAGGCUCGUGUCUUGCGAGACACUCUCCAGUCGUGGGAUAAGUGUUGAUGGAACCCUCCGGCACUGUAUAUACGCUUUCCUGAGUUUCCACUGCUUUGCUGUCAUGUUUGUAGGACUACUGGGUAGCAUGAUAUUAUACAAUAUAUGGUCCUCGCGUGCGCGUGGAUUAGUAUUACAGGGCGACAUUAUAGAUAAUAAAUCAUAAGGAUAAAGCGCGUGAGUACAAGGAGCAAGAACAAGAGAGUGGAUUAUCGGCGUCAGGGUGGGUCCAGGGGAUAAUGAUAUACUCUGCGUAUCAAUUGCCAGACAGUCCCCAAGCUGCCUACAACGGCAUCGACUGUUGCGCGACCAGCCAGAUGGAGGUCAUAUUCGUCAGGCCACCGGAAAGGAACAUAUUGAGUUGGGAUGAGGGCAUAGGAUCGACUCGCGUAGCCGUCAUGUGACGAGCUUAAAGUAGAUGUCGACGAAGAGAGCAUUGGGUUUUCGUUG